AAUUCUCACUCCGCAACAAAAAAGUUGAGUACUGCAGACAUAUCGUUCUGACUCCUCUCAACAACAUGUUCACGACUGCCACGUGGGAUUUUCAAAUGCAAAAAAGUAUUUGUAAUAUUCUAACCUCAAUCUCAAUCAAAAGGUUUUCAAAUAUGCUUUCGCCGUUAGAAGCUGCUAAACAAACAGCAGCUCAUAAGGCAAUCAAUAAACAUGUUGAAAAUAAUUUUGUAUUGGGAAUAGGUUCCGGCUCUACCAUAGUUUAUGCAGUCGAAAGAUUGGCGGAGAGGGUUGCCAAAGAGAAUCUGGAGGUGGUUUGUAUUCCAACUUCAUUCCAAGCCAAACAGCUAAUUGUUAAACACGGGUUAAAACUAGGCAGUUUGGAUACACAUCCAAUACUCGAUGUUUGCAUAGACGGUGCGGAUGAGGUGGACGCCAAUCUCAACAUAAUAAAAGGCGGAGGGGCCUGCCUAUUGGAAGAGAAGAUUAUUGCCAGUUGUGCAAACGGAUUAGUGAUCAUAGCAGAUUACACAAAAAAUUCCACAAAGUUAGGAGACCAGUAUAAAAAAGGUAUUCCAAUUGAGGUCGUACCUAUGAGUUACGUCCCCGUUCGGAACAAAAUCCGUAAUACCUUUGGUGGGGAGGUCAAUUUACGAAUGGCAGUCGCCAAAGCCGGUCCGGUCAUUACGGAUAAUGGGAAUUUUAUCUUGGACUGGGUUAAUUUUAAGCAAUUGGACGAUUGGAAAGAGGUAAAUACGGCAAUACGGAUGAUUCCGGGUGUCGUUGAAACCGGACUCUUCCUGCAAAUGGCCAAAAUCGUUUACUUCGGGCAAGCAGACGGAACCAUCAAAGAACAAACUGCAAAGGACGGUCAUUAAUACUUUUGCUAUUACACUUUUACAAUAAGCAUUUUAUACAAUUAAUUAAGUCUUAAAUGGUUUUUAGGUGAAUAAAUGUUGGCUUUACAUUGUUUGUUAAUUGUGAAAGAUAAAAUUGCCACAACAUUGCGUUAAGUGUGAAUGAGGUAGGACUACAGUAACUAGAUUUAAAAGAAACCUUGUUUCAGUUACACAAAACAUCAUGUAUCAAGUGUAAAAUUAUACAGAGUGUUCGUUUUAAAUUUCGAAA
Messenger RNA from Photinus pyralis (common eastern firefly), 1125 nucleotides. Its product is annotated as ribose-5-phosphate isomerase. The transcript has a single exon. The coding region runs from base 66 to 875 and encodes 269 amino acids. NCBI's taxonomy places the organism in Eukaryota, Metazoa, Arthropoda, Insecta, Coleoptera, Lampyridae. Gene Ontology annotation, biological process: pentose-phosphate shunt, non-oxidative branch; D-ribose metabolic process. The record is from RefSeq and is a predicted model, not a curated record. Gene Ontology annotation, cellular component: intracellular membrane-bounded organelle. Gene Ontology annotation, molecular function: ribose-5-phosphate isomerase activity.